This is a messenger RNA of Actinia tenebrosa (Australian red waratah sea anemone), 1967 nucleotides long. Its product is annotated as coronin-1A. The record is from RefSeq and is a predicted model, not a curated record. Lineage: Eukaryota; Metazoa; Cnidaria; Anthozoa; Actiniaria; Actiniidae. Gene Ontology annotation, molecular function: actin filament binding. Gene Ontology annotation, biological process: actin filament organization.
CUGCCUUGACUCCUCCUCCUCUUCCUUCUUCAUGUUCAAACAGAGCUGAGCCGGUUCGUUGGAAAAGACUGAAAAUAACUGAGCCUUUUCUCCACCCGACACUCAUCUAAGACUCUUUACACCACUUCGAUAAGAAGUUCCAACCUUUGAGUACAAUUUAAUACCCAACUUAUUGCUUCAGAGAUGUCUAGAGUGGUACGAAAGUCACUUUUCCGCCAUGUUUUCGGCAAAGACCCGCGAAAGGAGGAAACAUUUGAAGACAUCAAAGUCUCAAAAAACUCCUGGGAAGCUCCUUUUUGUGCUGUCAACCCUAAGUUUGUAGCAGUGUGCCUUGCAUCUGCUGGCGGUGGAGCUUUUCUAGUGCUUCCUUUGAGCAAGACUGGUCGUGUUGAACUUAACAGUCCCCGUGUUGCUGGUCACCAAGGAGAUGUCUUGGAUUUAGCAUGGAAUCCUUUCAAUGACAACAUGAUUGCCUCCAGUUCUGAAGAUAUGAAGGUUAUGCUUUGGGAAAUUCCUGACACUGGUCUAGCCCAUGACCUAACGACCCCACUUGUUACCCUCUCCCACCACCAGCGUAGAGUUGGCAUAGUCAGGUGGCACCCAACUGCAGAGAACAUCUUGUUAAGCGCCAGCCAYGACAAUUUGAUUUGUGUCUGGAAUCUGGAAUCUGGUGAAAUUGUGACAGAGAUUGAUUGCCAUCCAGACACUAUUUUUUGUGUAGCAUGGAAUCAUGACGGCAGUAAAAUUGCCACUACUUGUAAAGACAAAAAGCUAAGAAUACUUGAUCCACGAUCUGGGGAUGUCGUUAAGAAGUGUGAGGGCCAUGAGGGAAGCAAGCCACAACAAAUUGCUUUCUGUAGCAAGACUGACAACCUGUUCACAACAGGAUUCUCUCGCAUGAGUGAACGACAAUAUGCCAUUUGGGAUAAAAAUUUAGAACAGCUGACGUUGGAGGAUAUUGAUUCUUCAAAUGGGGUACAGUUCAUACGAUAUGAUCCCGACACAAAUAUGAUUUGGCUCAUUGGAAAGGGUGACUGUCUAAUCAGAUACUAUGAACUUGUGGAUGAAGAACCCUACUGCCACUGGAUUACCAACUACCAGGGCAAAGACCCUCAAAGGGGCUUUGGAUUCAUGCCAAAGCGAGGCUGCAACAUUAGCAUCAAUGAAAUAUGCCGCAUCUACAGAAUGACUGGAAAGGGGCAUAUUUUACCUGUCUCAUUUACUGUUCCAAGAAAGUCUGAGAUGUUCCAAGAAGAUCUAUUCCCACCAACUCAGGGUGGCGAUGCCUCUCUCACAGCUGAUGAAUGGUUAGGAGGGAAGAAUGCCGAACCCAAACUCAUGUCCCUUGAGGCUUUGUUUAAGGGGAAAGGUCAGGCUGCUACUACUGCAAAGAAGUCCACUGGGCUGUCAUCGCUGAAGGGGAAACUGGCUGCAAAGAAGACAAAAGGAGGUGCUGCUGGCCAAGAAGAGGACAUGGAUGUGAAUAAGCUUCUUGAUACUUUGAAAAAGCUGAACAACAAGGUGGAAAAACUAGAGAAAAGCAAUGCUGAACUUGAAAAUAGAGUAACUGACCUUGAAACAGUUGUUGCUGGUGAAGAUAAUGGAGAGGGCCACGAUGAAGAGGAUGAUGAUAAGUAACUGAUAAGCUAAAUAAUUAUAUGCUUUCUACCAUUUUGUAUUUGUUUGACGAGAGGCUUGUUAAAAUAGACAAAACUGCUUCUUCUGGGUGACACUUUUAGUUACAUCCAAAGCAGUUUUGUGUUUGUAACAGAUAGCUGUACUAGCUCUUACCAUAGUACUUAAACAAGAAAGAAAGAAAACCAAAAAUAGAAAUGUCAGUGUUCGGCAUUGCUGAACUGAUAUUUGCGUAGGGGACUUUAAUGUUAUUUUAUGGUUUCUGCUUCUUCACUAGUGUUUUUUACUGGAAUUUAUACAUCAUGAUUAUACAUCUGCAUAGUAGGAAAAAA